Messenger RNA from Coprinopsis cinerea okayama7#130, 870 nucleotides. RefSeq lists its product as hypothetical. The coding region runs from base 74 to 718 and encodes 214 amino acids. The record is from RefSeq and is a predicted model, not a curated record. Lineage: Eukaryota; Fungi; Basidiomycota; Agaricomycetes; Agaricales; Psathyrellaceae. The transcript has 2 exons.
UUUCCCUUUUGGCUUCUGGACAGUGCCAAUCGGCCUUACACACUGCAAACAGUUGCUUUUCCGUACCAUGACCAUGAGUGGCGACCAAGUCGACGAUGACCAGAUUCCCCCCAUUAACCGUCUGCCCACGGAACUUCUGGGCUCUAUAUUCAUCGCUACGCUUCCCGUCAACGGAAAACCCGUCAUAUCGACCACGAGUGUCCCACUUGUCUUGGCUGACGUCUGUCGUCAAUGGCGCGAGGUGGCUAAGGCCACCUCACAGCUUUGGGAAGAGACCGAGUUCCAUCUCUGUGACACAAAACUGCGGCACUGGUUUCCCCGUGAGCAGCAACAUCCCCAUUGGCAUCGAUUCGAAUAUAUACCCGAGGCGAGGAGGAUUGUGGUGGAGAAAGCGGUCGCCUUCACCAGAUGGAUGGAUUACGCCGGCCCUACCUCCCUCUCUUUCGGUCUCUUCUUCUACCACGACGUACUGGAUGAUAUCCUUUUCCGAAUGCUGGCCUCUGCUUUUUCGAUCGACAAUGUGGCCAAAAUCAGGGCCUACAAACCAGCUCCGAUGUCCUGCCGCUUCAAGCGUUACGUGCACCGAAUCACACCCGCGUGGUUCACGUCGCUCACGCGCUUGACCUUCCGUUGGGACGAUUUGUAUACCUGCGUUUUGGAUGGGGACCAUGACGUGGUGGGCUACUACCAACCAUCAAGGAACGACCUCAUACCGUAACUCUCUGCUCCAUUCCUCACCUCUAUCGACCUCACGUACUACGCUGAACACGCGUCACACCCUACCCUUUGGCAGUUUACCCGUCCGCAAUUGGUCCAACAUCACAGACCUCCGCAUCAAGGCCGACGGGUUUGUCCUCGCGAAAUCCCUCC